Messenger RNA from Macrobrachium nipponense, 461 nucleotides. RefSeq names its product pro-resilin-like. Lineage: Eukaryota; Metazoa; Arthropoda; Malacostraca; Decapoda; Palaemonidae. Gene Ontology annotation, cellular component: extracellular matrix. The record is from RefSeq and is a predicted model, not a curated record. Bases 46 to 384 code for a protein of 112 amino acids. The transcript has 3 exons.
CAUAUUUCCACUCCACUUCACCGUACUGCAUUCCGAGAGCUCACCAUGAUGACUAAGAUUUGCUUGUUGGUGGCUCUUGUGGCUGCAGUCUUUGGUGCUCCAUCCCAGCCGCAGUAUGGAUACGCCCCUCCUCCAUCCUAUGAGGAACCAGCAAAGUACGACUUCAACUACGCCGUGAAGGACGACUAUUCCGGCAACGACUUCGGCCACCAGGAAGCCCGUGAUGGCUACGACACUCAGGGAUCCUACUACGUCCUCCUUCCCGACGGCCGCCUGCAGAAGGUGUCCUACAACGUCAACGGAGACUCAGGAUUUGUGGCUGAGGUCACUUACGAGGGAGAGGCUCAGUACCCAGAGUACCAUCCGGCGCCUUCCUAUGCUUAGGCUGUCUAUUUAUAGAAAACUGAUUCCGAACUAUUUAUGAGAGAUCUGUUAAAUAAAAUGGUCGUUUCUUGAAGAAA